AAACGCAGCAGACCGAGAAAGCUUACACUAAUCUUGUGUUUACUUUAAGGAGAGAGAGAGAGAGAGAGAGAGAGAUGCUCAUCAAAUUUAAGAAGAGAUUGUGUAACUUCUUUUACUGAUUUAAAACUCAUCUGUCUAAAUAAAUUUGGUUUAAAAUGGAAACUGAUAACUAAAACUGAUUACAGGAUACUAAUCUUUUUUUUCUUUAGCAAUUCUUGACCACCUGUAUGCUCUUUAUGCAGGUAUAUGAGAUCAUGAUACAUGAUCUAAUCUUCCAAAAUGAUUGAGAAUGAAACAUCUCUUAGAUACUGUGCACUUUUUCUUUUCUCCCACUGCUUUAGAUCAAAGUUGCACCCUCUGUGAGACCAGUCAAAACCCUAUGAAUUAUUAACAGAAGUAUUUGUUGCAUCAUCAAAAUACUCAAACACAUAACUCUAAUGGCUUCUCUCAUGUGUUUAUUCUCUUCAUUGCACUCUUGAAAUCCUUUUGCUACUUGUUUAAUGACAUGACAAGAGAAUUUUAGGGAUGCUUUACACUUUAGAAACUUUUCCCUUGGAAUUUGAGUUGUAGGGCAUAGACUUAACACUUUUUCAUUUGCAAAAUCAACUUUAGGUGCCAAUUUAACCUCCAACACAAGAAAAGCACAAUCCAACAUCCAUCUACACUUAAUCCACUACUUUGGAGGUAUGAGUAUAAAAAUGAAAUCAUUUUUCCCUUAAUUAAUCUACUUUCAUGCAUAUGUUAAUUUCAGAACUAGGAACAUUUGAAAAAUAAGGAAAACUACAAUGAGAAAAAUGCGAAUUUCCUCUAACCAUCUAUUCUGUUAAAAUGUAGUAAUGUUAGGACCUCAAGGUAAAAUGACACCAAUUUUUUUUUUAUUCUAAUCAGCAAACAUAUUAGGGAAGACAAUGGGUUUGAAUUUCAUAUCCUCCAUUUUCAUUAUCAUUUAUUAUAUUCAUUCUCAUACUACUCAGACCCUAAUCAAAUAUCAUAUUAUCAUAUAUUUUUUCCAAAUUUAAAUUAUUUGCACAAUGUUAUUGGAUAUUUAGUAAAUUCUUAAGAAAACAGUAAGAAAAAAAAUUAAAGAAACAUCAUAUAAAAAAUAAUAAAAUAUCAUAAGCUCUAUACUAAUAAUUUAAUAUAAUUUAAUAAGUUAUUCAGGUCGAGUAUGAAUAGAAUUUUAUCAUAUCAGUCUUCAUGCUCGAAUCUAAAAAUCCUCAUGUUCGAUUAUUUAAUCAGGUAAAAAAAUCCUUAUAUACUUUCCUCCAUUCGAAUUGGAAUAUAUCAUAUUCGGAGGAAAUUAUCAUCCAAAACAAAUUAUAGGGAACAAAAUAAAAAAUUUCUCCUUAAAUUAUGAAAGCACAACUUAAACCACAACUUAAGCCACGACCUCUCUCCCCCGUCAAGUCUAUAUACACGGAGAAGAAGCAGGGGAGUGGCAGCCAUGAGAACGGGCGGUUCCAUUCUACGGCACGGCCUCACGGUGGCGGCCGCCGCGGUGGUCGGACAGGCAGUUGCGCUCGCCAGGCGGCGGGGCCACGCCCAGGUGACGCCACUCCACGUCGCCUCCACCAUGCUCACCUCCGGCGGCUCCUUCCGCGUCGCCUGCCUCCUGUCCCACCACUCGCACCCCCUCCGCUGCAACGCCCUCGACCUCUGCCUCAACGUCGCCCUCAACCGCCUCCCCGCCGCCUACUCCUCCCACCACCGCCCCCUCCCCUCCCUCUCCAACUCCCUCGUCGCCGCCUUCAAACGCGCCCAAGCCCACCACCGCCGCGGCGUCGCCACCGACACCUCCUCCUCCUCCUCCUCCACUCCGCCGCCGCCGCCCCUCCUCCCCGUCAAGAUCGAGCUCGACCACCUCGCCGUCUCCAUCCUCGACGACCCCAGCGUCAGCCGCGUCAUGCGCGAGGCCGGCUUCUGCAGCGCCCAGGUCAAGCUCAACCUCGAGCAAUCGAGCAUCGAAUCCAGACCAAAUCCACCGCCCAAAUCGAACCUCAGCGACGAAAUCAGAGUCAUGGAAGCUCUAACAAGCAAGCAAAGGAAGAACCUUGUCCUAGUCGGAGAGUCCCUCGACGCCAUUGACGCCGUCGCCAGAGCUGUGAUUCACAGAGUACAAGCCACCGGAAACAACGACGUGCCAGAGCCUCUCAAGAACGCUCAGAUCAUCACGCUCCCACCACUCGUCUCCUUCAAGAACACGCCAAGAUCAAAUUUUGAUGAGAAAAUCGCCGAUCUGAGACGCAACAUCUUCAGAGAUUCCACCCACGGAACAAUGCUCGUCCUCUAUCUGGGCGACCUCCAAUCCAUUGCUGAAAACAGAGCCAUUAAUGGAGAUGCAGUGGAGCAACUGAUCAUGGAGAUUAGAAGCUUCAUCUCUAACAGAGUUUGUCUCAUGGCGAUCGCAACAUAUAAAGCUUACAUGAGCUGCAAAGUCGAGUUCCCUUCUCUCGAAGCUCGUCUUCGUCUUCAACCUCUCACCAUUCCUGCCAUCAGCUUCGAACUAAGUCUCAAUUUCAAUUGUGUUUCAGAUUUCAGUUGUGAAGCAGAAGCUCUACCUUCUUCUUCUUGGCACCAACAUUACAGAUUCGGUUCAUCUUCUCCGUGCGAUGAAGAUUCAUUGUCGUCGAUCUCAUCCUUCGAUCAGCUUCCCCUGAGCUUGGGCCUGAACCAACGACAUUGGCAGUUGCCAACCGUUUCAGCCUUCGAUAAGUCAUCGAACCCGAACUCGUGCACCUCAAGCAGCACCAUGGAAGUAGAGUACAUUCCCAAGUUUCGGGAGCUUAAUGCGGAGAAUUUGAAGAUACUUUGUGAUGCGUUGGAGAAGGAUUUCCCGUCGCGACAAGAAACCGUCACGGAGAUAGCUACCGCCGUUCUUCAAAGCAGAUCCGGGAUGAUCAAAAGAAAAUGGAAGUCAUCCACAUGGUUGUUCUUUGAAGGUGAAGAUACUGAAAGUAAAAGAAGAAUAGCUAGAGAACUUGCAAGCCUAGUAUUUGGUUCUCAAAGUAACCUCAUCUCAAUUAGCCUCGACAAAUCUAGACUAUUCGACGUCGGCUAUGAUCAUUAUCCUUGCAAGAAAAGGUCGAGAAUUGAGCCGAGUGAUAGUUGUCUCGAGAGAUUAUUUCAAGCUCUCAACGAAGAUCCCCACCGUGUUAUCUUGAUCGAAGAUAUCAACCAACUAGACCACCAAACCCGAGUUGGUUUCAAGAAUGCAAUGGAGGGAGGGAAAGUGAGGAGCUAUAACGGUGCUGAAGCGAGUCUAAGUGAUGCAAUUAUCAUUCUAACGAACUGUUCUUCGACUAAACCAAACACUUGGGAGAUCAAUGAGCGCGAGAAGGAAGUAAACGUCCAUCUUUCAUUGGAUUUGAAUCUUUCAACAACUGUGUGUGAUGAUGAUGUGAAAGAUAAUGGUUCCUUUGACGCAGUUGGACUUCUUGAGUUGGCGGAUGGGAUGUUCUUCUUUGAGUUUCUUCAUCAAGACCCGUAAUGAAUGUGGUAGAGAGGCAAGGAUUUUUUUUCCCCCUUUGUUUUUUUUCCAAGUUUAACUUCUUCAUUGAAUCCUUCGGCAAGAUUUAGUAACUAGAUGUUGGUGCUUGAUGCGAGGAAACACUUGUAAAUCAGCUUAGUGUUGGCUUUACUAGCGAGUGGUGUAAGGAUCAAGCUCGCCGA
Zingiber officinale is the source of this 3669-nucleotide messenger RNA. Its product is annotated as protein SMAX1-LIKE 3-like. The coding region runs from base 1445 to 3487 and encodes 680 amino acids. The record is from RefSeq and is a predicted model, not a curated record. The transcript is spliced from 2 exons. Lineage: Eukaryota; Viridiplantae; Streptophyta; Magnoliopsida; Zingiberales; Zingiberaceae.